AUGACAACCCAUGAAUCUAUAGAGUAUGUUAUUCUGUGUUAUUUUAUCAUUGCAGAUUUAGCAUACGUUGUUGCGAGUCUGUUUGCAAUGUUGAUAACUGCUGUUUCCCUCAUCAUUAUGACCAAUCAUGUUGGACCAGCUCAAUAUAGUCCCAUCAGAAUUAUAAAUGAUACUAUACGAAAACACCAGGUGUCUUCAAAUAAUGUCAUAGGUACCAUAGAUCUAGACAAAUCAAUGGAGACGCCAAAUUCCAAAAGAAAAACAUAUAUCUCCAUAGCACAUGCAGAAUGGAACACUUCGUCACUAUUGACUUGGAGAAACAUAGUUCCAUCUUUAAAAACUGUCAAUACAGGAAUGUCGAAGUUGUCUUCUGUUGCCAAAACUACAUUCCUCCCAGUAUCUACCACAACAAAUAUGUCGAAAGAGUUUUAUGUGUGUGUUAAGUACAUAGGAAGAAUUGGGAAUAAGUUAUUUCAGUUUGCAUCAGGCUAUGGAAUUGCUGCCUCUAAAGGUAUGAAGUUAGUAGUCGGAGUAAAUGAUAAAAUUUACCAAAUAUUUCAAAUAAAAGAUAAUAAAAACAUUCUCAUCAGCACAUACAAACACGAGUGUGACAGCGCAAUAUUUCGUAGAGAACAUCAAGCGAGUGCAUAUGAUGAAAAUGUUGAAGAUUUUAAACCAAAUGCAACAUAUAGAGUGGGGCGAUAUUUACAGUCAUGGAAAUAUUUUCAUAAUGUAUCACGUGAACUACGAGAAAUCCUCAGGUUUAGGAGCCACAUUCAGACAAAAGCAGAUAACAUCAUGGAAAAUAUUUUAAGGAAAUAUAAUACAUCCAGGGAGACUGUUACUUUGAUCGCUAUCCACGUGAGACGUGGUGACAUGGUCAACUCUGGACAUGGCUAUUUGGUUGCAACCAAGGAGUACUUUGAAAAAGCAAUCCAAUUCUUUAGCAGUUACCUCAGUCCAGUUUAUGUUGUUUGUUCCAAUGGUCUGGCUUGGAGUAAAGCAAAUAUGCCAAAAAACUACACGGUCGAACUUAUCUACGGGAAUUCCCCGGAAGAAGAUUUGGCUUUAAUGGCGUCUUGUGAUCACAUGAUAUCCUCAGUGGGUUCCUACAGCUGGUGGGCUGGCUGGUUCACAAACGGAACAGUGACGUAUUACAAAUGGCCGAUUGUGGAAGAUUCAAAACGUCGAAUUGCCUAUAGCUCAGACUAUAUGGAUUAUUUCUAUCCACACUGGAUAGGACUAUAA
Molecule: messenger RNA, 1248 nt
Organism: Saccostrea echinata
Lineage: Eukaryota; Metazoa; Mollusca; Bivalvia; Ostreida; Ostreidae
Product: galactoside alpha-(1,2)-fucosyltransferase 2-like
Exons: 1
Coding region: 1-1248 (415 amino acids)
Biological process (GO): carbohydrate metabolic process
Cellular component (GO): membrane
Molecular function (GO): galactoside 2-alpha-L-fucosyltransferase activity
Source: RefSeq, a predicted model, not a curated record